Molecule: messenger RNA, 675 nt
Organism: Pestalotiopsis fici W106-1
Lineage: Eukaryota; Fungi; Ascomycota; Sordariomycetes; Amphisphaeriales; Sporocadaceae
Exons: 1
Coding region: 1-675 (224 amino acids)
Biological process (GO): glutathione metabolic process; L-phenylalanine catabolic process
Cellular component (GO): mitochondrion; cytoplasm
Molecular function (GO): glutathione transferase activity; maleylacetoacetate isomerase activity
Source: RefSeq, a predicted model, not a curated record
AUGUCGUACCGGGACGCCAAAUUCACUCUAUUCACCUACUUUCGAUCAUCCUGCUCGGCCCGCAUACGUACCGCUGCGGCUUUGAAAAGCAUCGAGCUCCAUUAUGAAUAUAUCAACCUGGUCAAAGGAGAACAGAGCUCACCGAGCUAUACCUCACUCAACCCCUCUGGAGCAGUUCCAACUCUCAUCGUGGAGCUGAGCGACGGACGCAAAGUAGUUAUACGCCAAUCCACUGCGAUUCUCGAGUUUUUCGAAGAAGUUUUCCCCAACACCACUCCACUCCUGCCGAGUGAUCCUGCCGAGCGAGCACAAGCACGUGAGCUUUACAAUAUACUGGCGGCUGAUUUCCAGCCGCGGACCAACCUCUGCAUCAUCAAGAGAGUUGGAAAGUUUGGUAUCACGGCGCCAGAAUGGUGCAAAGAGCAGAUGUCUCCGGUAUUGCGAGCAUACGAAGAGAUCCUCCAGCAUUGCGCCGGCAAGUACUCGGUUGGAGACAAUCUGAGUUUGGCUGAUGUCGCCUUGGCGCCAGCGGCAGAAGGGGCUCUACGCUGGGGAGUUGAUUUGAAAGAAUUCCCUCUGCUACAUCGAGUAUUUGAAAACAUUCGGGUGUUGCCGGAAUUCGUGCAGGCAGACUGGAAGCAUCAAGAGGACACGCCUGCAGAAUUUCGAGCUUGA